Lathyrus oleraceus (garden pea) is the source of this 1915-nucleotide messenger RNA. Its product is annotated as gibberellin receptor GID1C. Gene Ontology annotation, molecular function: hydrolase activity; gibberellin binding. The coding region runs from base 333 to 1367 and encodes 344 amino acids. NCBI's taxonomy places the organism in Eukaryota, Viridiplantae, Streptophyta, Magnoliopsida, Fabales, Fabaceae. The record is from RefSeq and is a predicted model, not a curated record. The transcript has 2 exons. Gene Ontology annotation, biological process: floral organ morphogenesis; positive regulation of gibberellic acid mediated signaling pathway; raffinose family oligosaccharide biosynthetic process. Gene Ontology annotation, cellular component: cytoplasm; nucleus.
AAAAAGAUAAAAACAAAAAUAAAUGAAGUGAUUGGUAAAUGGGUCCCACGUAACGGUGUUAUUUGGGUUGUGCUUGUGGCUGUGGUGCGGUGUGAUUUGGCCAUUCCCUUCUUCCUGUAUCACUUUAGCAUUUUCUACAGUGCGCCCCGUUUCUUAUCCUUCACCACCAUUCUUCAAUCUCCAUCACUACGCUAAUCCACCUUCAUUCUUCACCUCUUCGAUCUCAAAAACAACUCAACCACUUUAUGGAUUUGUGCUCUGAACAACGUUCUUGAUCGUGAAGAAAGCUCGUUACGGAUCUGCACUGAAAACUUCAUCCCUGUUCCAAUCCAAUGGCUGGAAGUAACCAACUCAACCCUAGCGAUUCAAAGAUGGUGGUUCCGUUGAACAUGUGGGUUUUAAUCUCGAAUUUUAAGUUAGCAUACAAUCUUCUCCGUCGUCCUGAUGGAACUUUCAACCGUGACUUGGCGGAGUUUCUUGAUCGUAAAGUUCCGGCGAAUGCAAACCCUGUGGAUGGAGUGUUUUCUUUUGAUGUGAUUGUUGACAGGGAAACGAAUCUCCUCACUCGAAUUUACCGUCCUGUUGAGGGAGAUGAAAGUCAUGUGAACAUUGUUGACCUUGAGAAGCCCGUCACUGCUGAGGUUGUACCUGUUCUUAUGUUCUUCCAUGGUGGAAGUUUUGCACAUUCUUCAGCUAAUAGUGCGAUAUAUGAUACUUUGUGUCGUCGAUUGGUUGGUAUUUGUAAUGCUGUUGUUGUGUCUGUGAAUUAUAGGCGUGCACCUGAAAAUAGGUACCCUUGUGCUUAUGAAGAUGGGUGGAAAGCUCUUAGAUGGGUUAGUUCUAGAACUUGGCUGCAGAGUAAAAAGGAUAACAAGGUUCAGAUCUACAUGGUUGGCGAUAGCUCGGGCGGGAACAUUGUGCACCAUGUUGCUUUGAAGGGUAUGGACUCUGGAAUUCAGGUGUUGGGGAAUAUACUUCUCAACCCAUUGUUUGGCGGGGAGGAAAGAACGGAAUCUGAAAAGCGUCUCGAUGGGAGGUACUUUGUUAGAGUGAAAGAUAGAGACUGGUAUUGGAGGGCUUUUCUUCCUGAAGGAGAAGACAGAGACCAUCACGCGUGUAACCCUUUUGGUCCCAAUGGUCAAAGCCUUGAAGGGGUUGUGUUUCCUAAGAGCCUUGUCGUGGUUGCUGGUUUGGAUCUUGUUCAGGAUUGGCAAUUGGGGUAUGCAAAAGGGCUUGAGAAAGCUGGACAAAACGUGAAGUUGCUCUUUCUGGAGCAAGCGACUGUCGGGUUUUACUUGCUUCCAAAUAAUGAACACUUCUCUGCUUUGAUGGAUGAGAUAAAACAUUUUGUGAGCUCUGACUGUUGAUAGGCUUAACUUUUGCUACACAUGAAGGGGGUUUUAUUAGAGGAUUGUGUAGGUAAUAGCUAUGCCACUUAUUAACUGUUAUACAUUUUGGCCUCUUUUACUGUAGGACUUUGCUCCCCUGAUUUAGGUACUUAUAUAUGAUAUUAAUUGUGUCUGUGAGAAUGGUGUAAUGUAAUGUAUGUAAUCAGCAUAUAGCUAUAUUAUGUUUUCUGAAACACACCAUCAGGAAAUCGGGUGUUUCGGAUAGGUGAAAGUUGUUUUUUAGGACAAAAAAGGGGGAGCUAUGGCCAUGUUUAUGGGAACCACUAAAGUUGUGAUUACCCACUUUGACUUUGAGCCAAAAAGAGGAGAGGAAGAUAUGGUUCUAUUUCUGGGCUUCUGACCUUCUGAUGGCCAAUCAGUGGGGCUUGUCGUUGUAUGGCAAGUGUUAUAUAUCUAUAUAUAACUAAUUUUGGAACUGUGAUAGGGAAAGUAUCAAUCAUAUAUGUUGGUGCUGUUUGAUAUAUAUAAGUCUGGUAUCUUAAUAUAUGUGCUUUUAGUACUGUUCA